Acomys russatus (golden spiny mouse) is the source of this 799-nucleotide messenger RNA. It is a transcript of the gene Aanat, whose product is annotated as aralkylamine N-acetyltransferase. Lineage: Eukaryota; Metazoa; Chordata; Mammalia; Rodentia; Muridae. Gene Ontology annotation, molecular function: aralkylamine N-acetyltransferase activity. Gene Ontology annotation, biological process: response to light stimulus; melatonin biosynthetic process; circadian rhythm. The coding region runs from base 92 to 715 and encodes 207 amino acids. The transcript is spliced from 3 exons. The record is from RefSeq and is a predicted model, not a curated record. Gene Ontology annotation, cellular component: cytoplasm.
GACAUGAAGGCUGGACUCCCCCCUCUUCUGUGACAGGUGCGAAGAGACCACUUCUGAAGUUGGGGAACCCCAGGGAGGGUUUAGCGGCCAGAUGCCCAUGUUGAGCGUCCACUCCUUGAAACCUGAGGCCCUGCACCUGUCACAUGGGACCCCAGAGUUCCUAGGCUGCCAGCGGCGCCACACGCUCCCUGCCAGUGAGUUCCGCUGCCUCAACCCGGAGGAUGCCAUCAGUGUGUUUGAGAUCGAGCGAGAAGCCUUUAUCUCUGUCUCGGGUACCUGUCCCCUGUACUUGGAUGAGAUCCGGCACUUCCUAACCCUGUGUCCAGAGCUGUCGUUGGGCUGGUUCGAGGAGGGCCGCCUUGUGGCCUUCAUCAUCGGCUCACUUUGGGACAAGGAGAGACUUACCCAGGAGUCGCUGACACAGCACAGGCCUGGAGGCCACACAGCCCACCUGCACGUCUUGGCAGUGCACCGCACCUUCCGGCAGCAGGGCAAAGGCCCUGUCCUGCUGUGGCGAUACCUUCACCACCUGGGCGGUCAGCCAGCUGUGCGUCGGGCUGUGCUCAUGUGCGAGGACGCACUGGUGCCCUUCUAUGAGAAACUUGGCUUCCAGGCUGUGGGCCCAUGCGCCGUCACCGUGGGCUCCCUCACCUUCACCGAGCUACAGUGUUCCUUACGGAGCCACGCCUUCCUGCGGAGGAACAGUGGCUGCUGACCCAAGCUGCCACUUGGCCAUGGAGAGGUGGGGGUGGCAGGCUGGGGGCUUCUGUCCAACUCCCAUGUCACACCCUUCUCAGCC